This is a messenger RNA of Vespa crabro (European hornet), 980 nucleotides long. Its product is annotated as flexible cuticle protein 12-like. Gene Ontology annotation, cellular component: chitin-based extracellular matrix. NCBI's taxonomy places the organism in Eukaryota, Metazoa, Arthropoda, Insecta, Hymenoptera, Vespidae. The record is from RefSeq and is a predicted model, not a curated record. Gene Ontology annotation, molecular function: structural constituent of chitin-based larval cuticle. The transcript has 2 exons. Bases 120 to 440 code for a protein of 106 amino acids.
GAAAUCCGUCUAUAUAAUAAACCGGUAUCCUCUUUUGAAUCAGUAAAGUGAUCCAACUCGUCUCGAAUCAAAUUUCUUCUUUACACUUUCAAAUUCUUCCAAAAAAGAACUCAUCGAAGAUGAAACUGAUCAUAGCUUUCUUCGCCGUUUUGGCUGUCGCUCUCGCUCUUCCGAGACCUCAGGAUGAAGUGGUGCUCGUUAAGGAAACUCCCUCCGACAAUAUCGGUGUUGGUGGUUACAACUAUGGUUAUGAACUUUCAAAUGGUCAACACCAUGAGGAAUCAGCCCAAUUAACGAAUGUUGGCACUGAAAAUGAAGCUCUUGCUGUUAGGGGUAGCUUCGGUUGGGUUGAUCCAGUUACCAAUCAACGAUAUACCGUCAAUUACAUUGCCGAUGAGAAUGGUUUCCAUCCGCAGGGUGAACACCUUCCAUCGGUCUGAUUUUUUUUUUAUUAUAAAUUAACAAAAUAUUUAAAUAAAAUUAUUUUAUAACAAAAUCAAAUGCACACACCUCAUUUUCAUUCUCUUCUUCGUUAUGUCAUAUAUUCUUCGUAAUAACUAAGGUUACUUUCUAAAUAGUAAAUCACUGUCGUAUGAUUUACGAUCGAAGAAAAUUAUGCUUUUGAUUCGAAGGAUUAUAGUCGACCGUGUUGUAUAGGAUGACACAUGUAACGUUCGUACUACUUAAAAGAACUAUCUUCCAACUGCUAAGCUAAGAAUGGUAUUUAAAUGUUAAUUGGUACAUCUUAUUAUUAUCAAUAUAUAUACAGUGAAAUUGACGAAAGUACUCGUAAAAUAUUUUAUGUAUAUUUGUACUUAAAAAAAAAAAAAAAAAGAAAAAAAAAAAAAUGAAGAAACGCAAAAAUGAUUUUUUAAAAGGCCUGAAUAAACUCGUACGGAACAGGAGUUAUAUUGAUCGAUAUUUUCUACGAUGUACGUCAUGUGUUGACAAGUAUGAUAAAUUAUAAAGUAUGAAACUUA